AUGGACUGGAGCCAGAGUGAGGCUCAAGAACUACCCAACACUUCCAUCGUUCCCGAGAUGGCCGGUGACUGGACACCUGCCUCACAUGAACUGGCCGAUACCUACAUCUCCGAAAUGGUCGGCACGGAAUGUCCCAUUGAGCUCGGCGACGGCAUGCCAAAUUGGGAAGACAACUUCUACGCCGAGAACUUCGACGAAUGGCACCUCCCCGAGCUCCCUGUGGUGAGCAAAGGAGAAUCGUCUCCUAAACUCUUUCUCGAUACAUCUGUCGCCCAGGCUACACCUUCGUUGAACUGGACCAACACACCUCUCUCAGCAGCAAUCAUAUCGCCUAUGAGUGCUGUCUUGCAAUGCGAUUCGACGAGAAGUGCAGUUGAGAUUUCGCCCACGGACAGCGAAGCGAGUGGCAACUCGUUCUUUACCGAUUCAGGAUAUUCGAGCGCGACAACACUUUCGGCUUCCUAUUCACCUAGUAGCUUUCAAAGGUUUCCAAGCUUGGUUAGUGUUACUGAUAGGAAGGAGAAGAAGCGGGAGACGGGCUUUGAAGUGGUUUCGGAGGAGUGGAUCAACGAUACUGUUUGCUCGGUUGCCCUACCGGUUCCAGAUGUGGCUGCUCUGCCCCCACCGCAUCUGGAACCAAUAUUUGAGGAUCCUCCUAAGAUUAUGCAUCCUGCUGGCAGAUGUACGGAAUAUCCGAACACAAAAUUCGCAUCACCACACUGGCACGACCCUACAAGCCUGGUACAAUCCUUUUUAGAUGUCUUAGAUUCGCACAUCAAGCACACCGAACACGCCCUGCAGGGCCUUCCUCUGACAACCACGACCGAGGAGCUGAUGUCCAUGUCGCGAACAUCAAUGGCCUCAGUCGGGCUUGAAGUCUUGGCCGGUAUACUGGCAGGUAGGCAUCCGACAGCCACUGUUCAGGUUUUCGCAUUCACGCAUGUGGCAUGUGCACUAGCGAUUGCAAUUGACGAUAGCGAGGCAAAAAUCCAUACUCAGCGGUGGUUCCAAGAUUCGUUGAAUUGGGCCAGUGGACUGCAAGGAGAGAAACAGAAGAGAGGGUACGAGGUGAUUGCAAAAGCUAUCUGGGAGCCUCUCGAGCUUCUCGGCCCAAACAGCUCUUUGGAUUUAGUUUCAGACAGUGGAGAGAAUUGUCUUCUUGCUAGCUGCAAGCACUUUCUGGAUCUAUUCGAGUCCCUCGACUCGCCCAAAUCACCGAUCUAUGUUCCCAGCUCUUCUCCGACCUUUGACUUCGCGCAAUCAUCUUUCAAGCAGAGAGCCAAGACGCACAUCAUCGAAGAACUGAUCCGCAAACCCAGGAUCGAAGCGUUCAUCGAAGACGUCGUUAGAGUCGAAGCCCGCCUGUCACAAGGGCUGAUAUCUAAUAUCCGACAACUAGAACUAGAGCUCAUCUGCGCGGGAAAACUCGCGUCGCAGUCUGAUCGUGCGUAUGCAAGAUUCUUGGAGCAUGUGACGGCACUCUGUGAUGUGCUCUAUAGGGAGGAGCCAAGUGGGGUGGCGAGGACGAAGUGCCAGUUAUGGAGUGCCAGGAGGAUUAUGGUGCUGAUGCUUCAAGAGGUGUGUGGCGUCGCGUCCGAACACGGAUGGAAGGGAAGCUCGGGAUUCCACGAGUUGUCGGAUGAUGAUGAGGAUCUGCUGCCGCCAUUUUUGGAUAUGGAUUUCCGAUCUUACCGGGGACGGAAAACUGAUCUGGAAUUCGACACGCCGAAUAGGAUGGCGGCGUUGAAUGCCAAUGCGGACGAUUUGCUACUUCUGAGAAACGAUCAUUACGCCGCGAUUCAACACCACCACUACGCGCCCGCCGGCGAACACAAGUGGAAAGCCUCCAACCUCCGGCGCCACCAGCGCAUCCAGCACCCUAACACCGUCGGCGAGAGCAAGGUGUACGUGUGCCGCUGGCGGGGCUGCCAGAGCCGCUUCACGCGCAGCGAUAAUCUCAGAUGCCAUGUGAGGGACAAGGGGCACUUUGAAGGAGUCGGGGAAGCGAGCGGGGGGAAGAGGAUGAGACGGGCGAAAGCGGGGUGA
Drepanopeziza brunnea f. sp. 'multigermtubi' MB_m1 is the source of this 2046-nucleotide messenger RNA. The record is from RefSeq and is a predicted model, not a curated record. Lineage: Eukaryota; Fungi; Ascomycota; Leotiomycetes; Helotiales; Drepanopezizaceae.